Molecule: messenger RNA, 5048 nt
Organism: Oncorhynchus mykiss (rainbow trout)
Lineage: Eukaryota; Metazoa; Chordata; Actinopteri; Salmoniformes; Salmonidae
Product: dual specificity tyrosine-phosphorylation-regulated kinase 1B
Biological process (GO): peptidyl-threonine phosphorylation; protein autophosphorylation; peptidyl-serine phosphorylation
Molecular function (GO): protein serine/threonine/tyrosine kinase activity; ATP binding; protein serine/threonine kinase activity
Source: RefSeq, a predicted model, not a curated record
AGGGAAAUAAAACUAUGCUUAAUGUCUCCUUGCUGUACUGUGACUCUAGGUAGCCCCGAUAAUUUAAGAGUUUUAAACAUUAAUGUGCAUGGAGCUGCGUCAACUCCGCUGCUAUCGGAGUGUAUCUCCACAGCCCCCCUGCGCUCUAAUAGCUGUUGGAACAAUCCGCAUCGCAGGGUGUGGAUCCGGAGCGGUCCAGAAAGGGUAGCCAGCACAGGGAGUAAUAACGGGAGAGGGGCGAAUAUGAGUUAAUGCUACCCGGGAAGAACACCACCUCGGAGGUGAAUAUCCUGCGAGAAAAAUCUGAGGAUUGAAUGAAAAUAUAGUUAAUUGUUUGACCUGGAGGUAUCAAAGGCGACAGGAGCGUGAGGAGAGAGCAUCGAGACACAUACAGAAGCUCCGAAUUGACUGCCAGCGAACGACUGCGUAGAAGACCGUAUGAGAGGGAGGUGACAGUGUUGAAAAGUCUAUUGCUUUUGAUCAUUUGGAUCUACGGAGUAAAGUGUUUUGUUUUCAAUGCACGUUUUUAUUUUACUUUCGCGGGGAUCAAGAAUCACUUCCGGAAACCCACUUUAUUUUUUGUUGAGCAGUCGCUACAGUUUUUGAAUCAAAACUGACGAACAGACUCCAAAACUGGACUAUUGUACUGUCGUCAAUGUCUUGUCAGACGAGAUACGUCAAUUAAAAUAAUUAAAAUAUUAUCUGGGAGAGUGCGGACCGGAUCUAUUGCUAUAAAUAUUAUAUUCAAGUAUUUGACAUUCUGUAGUUAACAAACAGCAUUUCCCACCCAAGUGAACUGGCGAGAGAGAAGGAUACAUUGUUGCUGCGUAUGAGGACGCGUUUCUGGCACAUCAAAUCAAAAUUGAAUAUUCACUUUUUUUUUAUCAUCAAGAGAUUCGCAUUGACUCUACCUAGAUCAGAGGCUUUGGAAUAGAGAGCAAGAAACUGAAACUGACACUAAACACGGUUUUUACUUUUGUUGUGCCUUGGAAUACACUUACUUGCACAUGAGCACUUUGCUUUGUCAUAUUUAUUUUUGCAUGCACGUGUUUAUUUCAUCUUCCUGCACACGAUAACAUUUUUUCACAAGCUAAAGGUUGUUGUCACUCGUGUUUUUAGUUCCGUGUCCCUCUCCUCCCACCUCUCGACCUGGCCGCGCUUAUUAAGGGCACCAGUUAACUGUGGACUUCGCUAGUUCCUUCAAGGGGGAAGGGUAGAUUUUCAUGUUUGUGCAUCUGGUGGAGGAGACAAAGACAAAAAGCUUUUACUGUGGAUGAUUUAUCUCUCUGAACUGUACCAUUUAUGUCACUGGAUUAAACCACCAGGUUGAAGUCUGGGAAAGAAAACAGAACAGAUGUUUUGGAUUGCUUUCACCUGUUUGUUUUUUGACUGAUUAGUUCACAAUAGGAUACUUACACGGAAUCUAAGAGGCAAAGGCUAUUUUUAGAGUGAUGGGGUAAAUGGUGGUAGUUGGAAAUUGAGACCCCCACCCUCAGCCCAACAACACUUCCAGCUUUAGCUCUGGUUCCAUUGUCAGCUGCUGAAUUAUCAAAACUGGAAAUUCGAGUGGGGGUCCUGUCUCAGUCAAGCUCCCAGAUAUACAUCUCACCCUGCUCAACUUCUUUUUAUCUUUGACUGGAAUUAAACUUUUUUUUCAGCACGGAGCAAGGAACAAUGCAUGAGAAACUGCACUUAUAAGAAGCAAACUUGAGUAACCAAAUAUUUUCUUCCCCAUAUACACAGAGAAGCAUAUAUAUAUAUAUAUAUUAAAUAAGAAAUAGCUAUGAAUUAUAUAAGAAUAUGUAGUUUAAAUAAUUAUAUUAUAUUUUUACGUCAGAAAUAAGCAUUGUUGCCUGAAACCCAGUUCAUUGCCUUAGAGAAACAUAGUAAUAAAGAAUACAGAGGAAAGACGACGUGAAACUUUUUUGGAAACAAGUUAAUGGUGCCUUUUUAGUUCCGUUGGUUCCUAAUGUCUCCACCACUUCAGGAUUGAAUUGUUGACAAAGAAAUAUUUUUGUGUGAAACCCUUAUAUACCUGCCUUUCCGGUUCAAACCUGAGUUUUAUUGUUGUUGGAUGUAUAUUGCUGGAUUGCAUUGAUUUCUGAAGAGUUCUGAGACGAGGAUUACCCCUUCACUCUACACUUGAUGCAUCCUCAUAGUUUUCCAAAGUAAUUUUUGGAAUCCCCAAAUUAUAAACUUUGACUUGAUUUCUGGGAUACAGCAGCCCAACACACAAGAGUUUCAGAUGGUGAUCACUUCGUCAGUGGAGGAGAAGUCGCAGCCUUCUAACAGAAUGGUCGCAAAUCUGCCGACCGAAUCCUGGAUCAACAACCCAGAGCAAAGUCGCUACUUACCAACUCAGUCACACCUACUCCGGAAACCGACAAAAAGUGGAAGCAGCUCAGGAUGCAAGCCCCCCUCCUCUACCCUCUGCCAGCCUGCCGCCUUGGGCUUCUCCCCCGCUGAGCCAACCAUGUCGAGCCAGCACAGCCACCCCUCCUUCAGCAACAUCCACUCCAUGGCUGAACAGCAGCAGGUGCUGUCUGAUGCGACCAUACUGCAGAGGAGGAUCCCCCCAAGUUUUAGAGAUCCCGCCAGCGCACCGCUGAGAAAACUCUCUGUCGAUCUGAUCAAGACUUACAAGCACAUCAAUGAGGUGUACUACACGAAGAAGAAGCGGCGUGCCCAGCAGGUGCCCCCGGAGGACUCGAGCACUAAGAAGGAGCGGAAGGUGUACAACGAUGGCUACGACGACGACAACUACGACUACAUCGUCAAGAACGGGGAGAAGUGGCUGGACCGCUACGAGAUUGACUCGCUCAUCGGCAAGGGCUCCUUCGGGCAGGUGGUGAAAGCCUAUGACCACCACGAGCAGGAGUGGGUGGCCAUCAAGAUCAUCAAGAACAAGAAAGCCUUCCUGAACCAGGCCCAGAUAGAGCUGCGACUGCUGGAGCUCAUGAACAAACACGACACCGAGAUGAAGUACUACAUAGUCCACCUGAAGAGGCACUUCAUGUUCCGGAACCACCUGUGCCUGGUGUUCGAGCUUCUCUCCUACAACCUGUACGACCUCCUGCGCAACACCAACUUCCGCGGCGUCUCUCUCAACCUGACCAGAAAGUUUGCCCAGCAGCUGUGCACGGCGCUGCUGUUCCUGGCCACGCCCGAGCUCAGCAUCAUCCACUGCGACCUCAAGCCCGAGAACAUCCUGCUGUGCAACCCCAAGCGCAGCGCCAUCAAGAUCGUGGACUUUGGCAGCUCUUGUCAACUAGGCCAGAGGAUCUACCAGUACAUCCAGAGUCGGUUCUACAGAUCUCCGGAGGUGUUGCUGGGCAUGCCCUACGACCUGGCCAUUGACAUGUGGUCCCUGGGCUGCAUCCUGGUGGAGAUGCACACAGGAGAACCCCUCUUCAGCGGCUCCAACGAGGUGGAUCAGAUGAAUAAGAUAGUGGAGGUGCUGGGGGUCCCUCCCAACCACAUGCUGGAUCAGGCUCCCAAAGCACGGAAGUACUUUGACAAGCUGUCCGACGGUCUGUGGACCGUCAAGAAGAACAAGGACAUAAAGAAGGUACUUUACCCCUCGGCCUCCGAGUACAAGCCUCCUGCGACGCGGCGGCUCCAUGAGAUCCUGGGGGUGGAGACCGGGGGUCCUGGCGGGAGGCGGGGCGGAGAGCAGGGGCACGCUCCCUGCGAUUACCUGAAGUUCAAGGACCUGAUCCUGCGCAUGCUGGACUACGACCCCAAGACACGCAUCACGCCCUUCUAUGCGCUGCAGCACAACUUCUUCAAGAAGACGACGGACGAGGGCACUAACACCAGCAGUUCCACCUCCACCAGCCCGGCCAUGGACCACAGCCACUCCACCUCCACCACCAGCUCCGUCUCCAGCUCCGGUACGGGACACAGCAGUGGAUCUAGCGGUUCUUCCAAUGACAACCGGAAUUACCGGUAUAGUAACCGGUACUACAACAGUGCAGUUACUCACUCAGACUACGAGAUGCAGAGUCCACAGGCUCCAUCUCAGCAGCAGCUGCGCCUCUGGCCGGGUGGAGAGGGGGGCAUGGGUCCCCUGUCCAACAGCGGCAGUAGCGUUGGCGACCCCCCAUACCCCCAGCUGCUGCUGCACAAGCCGGCGGCCACCCAGCACUCACGCCACUUCCUGGGAGGCGGCGGCGUCGGGGGCAUGAUGGAACCCCACCACCCGCACCCCAUCUACGGCGGUCACCACGGCAAUGGGCGGGGCCUGCGGCAGACUGGGCAGGGGAACCAGCCCCAGGGCCAGGCUUCACAGGGCCAGCAGGGCCAGCCCCUGAUGCCCAUCUCCUCCCCACAGAUGCCGGACAGCAUCGAGCUCAGCCUCACACACCACCACCAUCUGGGUCAGUCUUCCAUCAUGCCGCCCCCAUCCAGCUUGGACUCCAGCCAGUACGGCUCCUCCAACCUCCACCUGGGCCUCUCUGCCUUUCGGACUAGGACGGUCAUGGCCCCCCAGCCGCCCCCCGCCGGCUCCCAGCAACAGUUGGCUCAGCCCCCAGCCUCUCAGGACAGCUUGGUCGCUGCCUCCGGGCUUGGAUACAUCCCCCCAUGCUACCCGGGAAGUAACAACAAUAACAACCCUCCCCAGGGUAGCGUGGUCGGGGGCGGGAUGCUCACCGGGGGGCCCCCACCCAGGGGAGUAGGGGGCGGUGGGGGGAGGCCGGACUCUGAGGAGUCCACCAUGAUGGGUGUGUGCGGCAGUGGAGGAGGCGGUGGUCAGAACACGGCCAACUCUUGAUAAAUCUUGAACAAAUUCCAAAAGCCAUACAAUUUUAACAACGACAACAUUACAAUUUCAACAUGCAUACAUACACAGUAUACACUCUUGAGUUUGGAACAAAUACGGCCACACAUACAGUUACAGAGACAAACUUGUGAAAUAUCACAGGAGUUUUGUUUUGUUUUGCAUGGGAGAAGGUCGAGGGAGAGUGGGAGAGUAAGAGAGGGAGAGUGGGAGAGGGAGAGUAAGAGAGGGAGAGUAAGAGAGGGAGAGUAAGAGAGGGAGAGUGGGA